AUUUUGUAUCAAUUUGGAAUGGAUUAUUUCUCUUCUACAGUCUUUCUAAGAUUAAGAACUAAAGAUACAGUAAGUCAAUUUAGGGCUGCUUUUGCCAGUAUGAAUUGUCUCCCAAUGAAUAGACUUUAGCUGUCAGGAUUUUUAAGCAGUAUGAACAAAUAGCCAGGAUCAGAUUAUCCUACUUUGGACACCUAGAAAAACCUAUCUUUCUGAAUAAAGCUCUAAUGCUGGGAAAGGUGGAAAGAGAAGAGGAUGACCAGCAGUCAAGCGAAUGAACUCGGUUAUGGUGGCAAUGUGUGAAAAUGUGAAGCCCUAAAGGAAUGGGUUAGGUACAAAUUAAGAGAUCUGUCGUGGAGAAAAUGUAUAUACCCUGUUUCCCCCAAAAUAAGACAUCCCCUGAUAAUAAGCGCUUAUUUCAGGGUUCAAAAAAAUAUAAGACGGGCUUAUUUUUGGGGAAACACGGUAGUUGAUAAGAGUUCACACCAAUUUGGUCAUAAAUUAAUAGGCUUUGCUGAGAAUUCUGGAAUUCUGAAACCAUAUACAUAAAGAACUUCAGGUUGUGGAGGAUUGUUUUCAAUUACUGGCAAUAGUCCAUGUAACAAUGUGAUUUCUGCAAUCAAAAACAAAUGAAAAUCUGUAUUUGAUGCAGCAUAUUUGGCAUUUAUUGUGAGCUUGCUACCCUUUGGAGAAACUGGGUAAAGAAUGAGGAAAGAAAGUACAACUAUUUUUUAUAAAACACUGAAAAUCUUUUUGCUGAAAAAGGAUAAAAAUGAACUGAUUUUGGGAUUUGUUUAAAAGGUUUGUUUAUGGAAAGAAGGGAACUGAUGUGCAAUAUGAGAGGGUGAAGAAGAUGGUAAUUGCUUAACUGCUGCAAAGUAGAUCAGAAUUUGCUGCUUUUAUAUUUUCUUGGGGUGGGGUUUGUUCUUUACUUUUAAUUUUCUUUUAUAAUAAUUUUAUAUUUCUAUGUGUCUGUAGUUUGCUUAACUGCUGCAAAGUAGAUCAGAAUUUGCUGCUUUUAUGUUUUUUUUGGGGGGGGGUUCUUUACUUUUAAUUUUCUUUUAUAAUAUUUUUAUAUUUCUAUGUGUAGUUUUUAAAAACAUUGUACAAUCUUCUUUUAAUAAAAUUAUUUAUACAAAAUAGAGAAAGGAUGAGAAAGCUGGGUCUGUCCAGAAUUAUUCAUUUGCCACACUGAGGUCCCAGACAAGGGCCAAUUGUUAAAAGAUGAACGAAUUGUAAAAAAGAUCCAGACCAACUCAUAAAACAGAAUCUUUACGGAUUAACAAACACCGGUGUAGAAUAAUUCUCAUAAUCUGCUUCCCUUCAAUGAUUUUCGUAAUUACCGGGAGCAGCAGAACCUGGGAGAAACGUACAUCGGAGUAAACAGGCUCUUCCUAAACAAUACCAGACGGAAAUCAGGAAAAGGAAAACCCGGUUAGGGAGCGCGCAUCAGACUCUCCGUGGGGAGACACGAAAAAAGGACGGCAGGAGCGAGAGCUGGGGACAGAGCGAGAAAAACGCAGCUCCAUUUUAAGUUAUAAACAGUUCAGAUGGACUUGGAGGUUAAAGGAAUUGCUGCAUCUCCAAAAAGACAAGUUUUACUGACCUCUCAGGGUUGGAGACCAAACACAAGAUUAAGCCAUGGUCCUCGACCAGCAGAGGUGCCAUGUCUUGACUUGGGAAAGUUGGGUGAUUCAGAAGAUGAGGAUGGAGAUAAUGGCUCACUGUACAAUGCUGUGAGACCUCACACUGUCCCUCCAAGUCUGUCUUCAUCUUUUAGGAGGGGCACUCAAUUACAAAGUACUCAUGCACAAUAUCAUAACAUAGAACAGAUAGCAAGGAGACCUGACAUGAAGAAAAUUGAGCUUUCUUCAAAGGAGCAAAAAACAAUACCAGAAAAUCUGCCACUCCCAACAGACAUAUACAAGCUGAAGUAUCAGCAAUAUGAAACAGAAAUGAAAGAGGGUUAUAAGCAGUAUUCUCAGAGAGCUUCAGAAAAGAAAAUAAAUAAUAAUCUGUUUCAUGAACUUCCAGGCAAGAUAGCUGAAAAAAAGGAUUUACAACCAGAAAAACAAAGACUGGAUGAAUUCACAGUUCUUGAUGAAAAAGCCCUUUUACAGCAAGGUUAUACAAACAAACCAUAUACUAUGCAGCAUAGUAUAAGAAAAUUUGAUGUUGAAGAAGUAGCAGCAGAAAGGAAAAAACAAGCUGUGGUAGAACAAGUGAUGUUAGAUCAAUUGUGUAGAGCUGUGAUAAGUGAUCCAGAGCAAAAUGGAAAUUCAGAUAUUUAUAAAAUGGCUCCUAUUCUUCCUGGAUUAAGAACAGCACCUCUGCGCUUUAGAAAAAGAACAUUACAUGAAACAAAAAUUAAGACUAGGUCAGCACUGACGGAAAAUAUGCUUUCUAACAAAUUACGGUUUGAUGGCAGAUUAAUAUUAAGAAAUGGACGUGAUGCUUGUCGAGAACUGAUUGGAUUUUACUUUACUUGUGACAAAUCUUUAACUAUUUAUGAAUAUCGAAAGUUUGGUAAAAAUAGGACAAAUGCUCUACCAUUCAUUCUGAAGGGUGUUUAUAUGCAUCAGCGUGGACCGAAGAAAGGAAAACCAUACUGUCUUAAUGAUUUCUUUGUUGGGGCAGACCUAACUUUUUUGAGCCUUCAGCAUCCUGGCCUUCCUGAAAGUGUUAAGCAGAAACCAUUGUUUACAAUCCGUGUCACAAAUAUUGAUGAAAUGGCUAGAACUUUUCUAAAGACCUAUAAUGUGGAAAAUGAGGAAAAUCCUAUUGAAGAUGAUCGGAAGAAAACUUUGAGGAAUAUUCAAGAUAAUUUGAGAACAAAAUUAAGUAAAAGAGGAGUUCGUAUUAUUUCAGGACUAGGAAAAUAUUUCCGUGAACUGGACAAGAAGCAAAAUGGAAAUAUUACAAAAGCAGACUACAGGCAAGCACUAAAAGUAUUUCAUUUAGAAGUGACUGAAGAGGAAUUUGAAUCUUUAUGGUUAGUUCUACAUGAUGACAAUAAUGGUGAACUUGAUUACACUGAAUUUACUCAUGCUAUUCUUGGAGAAAUGAAUGAAUACAGAAAAGCAUUUGUUAGGAAAGCUUAUAUGAAGCUGGAUUACAAUAAGAUUGGCAGGGUCCCUAUGGUAGAUAUCAAGAAAUGUUAUUGUGCUAGAAAACAUCCUCAGGUUAUAGCAGGUAAUGCAACAGAGGAAGAAAUUAAAUCUUCAUUUCUCGAAACACUGGAGGAUGCCUGCAGCAAUCCCAGUGAAGUUUCCUUUGGUGAAUUUGAGGAUUAUUAUGAAGGAUUAAGUAUUGACAUUCUGGAUGAUGAAGAUUUUAUUAACAUAUUAAGGAAUCCCUGGGGAAUUUAGAAGUGAAAAAUAUAAUGUAAAAAUUAGGAAUAGAGACUCUGAACAUUGUUAACUUUCUAAAUAGCUUUAAUAAAUUGGUGUUCGUAAUCUGAAGAUACAGUAAUGUUUAAAGCAUGGCUUGUUUCUCUUCCUGCAACAUUAAAAUAGUAUUUUUUUUUUUUUUUUUAUCAAAUUGCCUCAGACCAUAUCCCAUGUAAUACAAUAAUAUGUUUAAUCAAUGAAUUGUGAAACUGGGUAAAAGAAUAUAUAUAUACAAGAUAGAACUAUAAUGUUGUGCUAUGUUAAAAUAAUUGUAUCACAAGUCAUAUAUGAAGGCCCUUUAUUAAAAUGAAUUUUUUUAUUUUGGUUGUCUUGUUAGUGACUAUUUUAAUCCCAUAAUAUAUAAGCAUAGUUUAGGUUGAUUCUAUCUGUCCAGAUAGAACAGCAUGUUUAAGUGACCCUAACCCUAACCCAAAGAUAUAUUUUGUUUUAGUUAAUUUAGUGCAGUCAGAUAGUACAGAAAGUCCUUUAUGAAUAUAUUCUUAGAACUUUUUAAAAGCCUAUGUAUGUACAUAGAAACAAAACUGUCUCUUUGUGUACUUUGUAAUUCACUAAUUCCACUGUUUAUAUGUGUGGGGUUUUUACUUAAAAUAUAAUAUAAUGUGCUUUUUAAAUUCAUUUAAAUACUGUAUCUAGAUUUUUAGUAUUUGAUUUUAAAAUUUAAAAUUUGAUUUUAAUAUUCCUUCAGUAUGUUAUAAUUCAAUUCUACGAUUAUCAUAAUAUGUUAACUUUGCUCAAACGUAUUCAAUUUAAAUAACAGUUUAAUUGAUCUUAACUAAUUUGUUGCCAGAACCUUUUCGGAACCAAAAAAUAGAUUUAUCCUCUGUUAAAUCCUGGACAUGCAGAUGUGAAUUUUCAGAGAUCUAUCGUUUAGAAUACCAUUAAUCAGUCAUAUAUAAUCUAUGUGAUUCAGACGUCCUCAAGGCCACAUAACAGUAGUAUUUGUGUUCACCUCCAAGUCUUGAGAGCUUGAACUUGGGAGGUUGGGAGGGGGAAAAAAAUCAUGCUAUUUUAAAACCAUUUCAUGAAGUCAGCCAAAAUAUAUUCUCUGUAGGCUAAGAUAUUUUUAAAAAGCUCAUUCAAGCCACAGGAGAAAGUCUCAAAAACAGACAAAUGCUGCUGGAGUUGUGUGAAAGCUAUGUUCAGUUUGUCUGCAGAAGAUUUAAAGUUCCACCUGAGGGGGGAAAGUGGAGCCUUUCUAUAUAUACACUCAUCAAGAUGCAUGUAGGGAUUGAAUGGAACUCAGGAGUCUGAGCAAGGAUUACUGUUUCAAACUUUAUUGAUUCAUCCAUUCCACUGGAAAACAAUGCUUUUCUACUAACAAAAGAUGAAGGGAAAUAGGCCUAUGUCGAGAGGCUAAAUUACUGAGUGACAGGAUUGAGGAUUCUUCUGAUGUAAUUUUCUAAUUGACCAGAUUAGAUAGCUGCCAAGAAGGUACAUAAGGAACAACAGAGGAGAAGACCCGCAGCGGGAGGUUUCAACACAAUCAAUACUUAUGGAAAUAGCGCCUAGUAGUACUCUUGGCAGCCUACUUCAGGGUACAGUAUGCUUUCAGCGCCUGAUGAUGAGAAUAACAGAAUAUGACUUUACCUUUUAUUUAGCUAAAUUUAAUGUGAUAAUUUUUCAGAAGACCUGGAUGCAAGAAGUAACUAAUCUUAAUGGAUUUUAUUAGACCUCCCUGACAAAAGGAAGUCAAGGCAGAAGAUACAAUAGUGAGGGGCUCAGAAUAUUUAUUUCUACCAAAUUCUAAGUUUUGGAAAUUAACCCAUUGAAUUUUGCAAUAGCAGCAUUAAUAAAAUUCAGCCACUGCAAUCUUAUGGCACAUCACCCCCUCCCCCGAGAAUCUGUUUAAGAACUAAUCAUCAUUGAUAUGUCAGUAAUUUCAGUGUCAGAAGUGGGUGAGUAAUGCAAAGAAUUUCCACAAUGUCUUCCAUAUCUAGAAUCUUUCCACUUUCCUGCUUGCCAUUCUCAAUCUGCUGCUAUCUAACUAUGCUGAAUUGUAUUUAGUGCAGAUCUUCAGCAGGCUGAAUCUGAUUAUUUUAAAUGGUGUCACUAAAGGAGAUUAUCUUGAGGCAUUUAUUUGGGGAGAUGUACAUCUAUGACUACCCUGGGUUAUAGUGACUGGCACUUACAACUUUUUGUAAUUUGUAAAUAGUAGAAAACUGAUUGAAAGAUUACUACUAUCAUGAACUUCAAGCCUCCAUCAAACAGGGCAAGAAAUAUGUUUUUCAUCCUGCAGUAUAAACAGAUGUGAAACUGCUUCUUAUUUAAGGUAGUUAAUGCAAAUAUGGCAGAAAUGUUGAAUUUGAUGCAAAUUUUACAACUCGGAGCAUCUAUUGUAGAGACACUAAUUGAUUUAGAAUCCUCAAUUGGAGCAUUCCUUACUGGCUGAUUUCCAUUCAUAGAUAAUUAAGGACAGUGUUAAGUAUAAAAUACUCUGAAUGAUACAGUGCUAAUUGUGACUAAUCAUCAACUUGGAUAUUUCUAGAUUUUUUUUAAAUAGUACAAGUAUCUGAUUGCAAACUAAAAUAGUUAGCUAGAGAGCAGGGCUUGAUUUAUUUACUAACUUCAGCAAAGUUCAACAAUCCUCCCAUUUGAAAAAUGGUAUCUGCCUUUCUAUAUACUUCUACCUAUCCCAGUAGGAAAGUGGAAGGAGUUCAUCCACCUGGUAUAUGCAGGAAAUUUGAACUGAAUGGUCCUAGAAAGAUUUGGUCUUCUUCCAUCUUGGCCCCUAUGUUAAUAUCCAGGUUUCCAAACUGGAAGUCUGCUUAAGAGUUACCUUGAAGUAAGAUGGGUAGCCUAUAAAUUUUAUAAAUAAAAUAAAUAAGUUUGACAGUCUUGUUAUCUGCAAAGAUGAAUAAAAUUUAGACUGGUAAGCUCCAAUUUUGGCUUCAUAAUUCACAGGGAUAAACUAAAUCUGGAAAUUGCAAUGAUCAGAAAUUUAUUUAAAGCUAAUGAUCCCAACUUUACAUGACCAGAGACAAAAUUCUAUUUGGUAAUCUGCCACACGAUCCAGAAAUGGAACAGAAGAGAAGGAAAGCUAAGAAGAAGGGGAUGAAGAUGAUAGGGAUGUGGAGGAUAGUAUUUCAGCAUUUUACCAUGUAAAAUGUAAUCUAGUAUUCUGUUUUAGUAAUCUUCUGAACUAGUAAUUUUUAAAUUUUUCUAGUAUUUAAUGCUUCAUGCAUAUUGUACUCUGGCUUACUUUAUUUUAAUUUCUGUGUAGUACUUUAUCUUUUUUCAUAUUUCGGUCCAACUGUGCAAAGACUAUAUUAAAAAAUUGAUUGAUUAUGAAAACGCA
Messenger RNA from Pantherophis guttatus, 6702 nucleotides. It is a transcript of the gene CAPS2, whose product is annotated as calcyphosine 2. Gene Ontology annotation, molecular function: calcium ion binding. The record is from RefSeq and is a predicted model, not a curated record. NCBI's taxonomy places the organism in Eukaryota, Metazoa, Chordata, Lepidosauria, Squamata, Colubridae.